UGUGUUGCUAUUGGCGGGAUGGUUCAUAGCUUGGACCCUAAACUCGCGAUGAUGUAAUGCRAAAAAAUCUGAUUUAGUAUGCAAGGGACCCUCCAAUCCUACGAUCAAGACUUYAACUAGAAAUAAUUUCGUCCAAAAAGGCAGGACGAAAACUUAAAAAUGAAAUCUUGGGUUUUCCCCCUCGCCGUCUGCAGCGUAUUACUGUCCAUUCAUGCAGGUUCAAUAUCUAGACAAAAAAGAGGCUACUUAUCAAGAACGGGCCUAUGUCCCGAUCCCGCGAGUAAUUUUCAGAAGAAGGAUGUCAGGUUGAAUUAUAUGGGAAUGGCAGUGAUUCGCGAGGGAGAUUCAGUGGAUCCUCCUUGUACUGAAAGCGAGUGUAACGAAGACAGCCACUGUGAUGGCAAUCGUAAAUGCUGCAAAAACUACUGCGGGGCAGCUGUCUGCACCGUUUCAAUGAGAGAUCCGAAUCCAUGUGCUGGCUUCAACUGCCCAACUGGACAGGCGUGCAAGGUUCAGAAAGUCAAAUGUGUGAUGCCCGAGUGUCCUGUCGCUACUGCUAUCAACAGACCAACUUGUAUACCUAAAGAAACACUUCARGAAACAAACACUGCAACGCUCGGAGAUUUCCAGCCGGACACGUCUGAAGUUCUACAACAGUACAACGCCAUGCAGAUGCAGAACGACGCUACCAAAAGCGACAAUUCRUACGAAGMUGCURCUUCUGAUCAGAGUGAUGCGACAUCGGACACAGCACCAAAUGUCGAUGGUACUGCGGAUGUACAGACACCUGACAGUAAUCUAAUGCAGGCACCGAUGAUAGAGACUGCCGCUGGAGCACAGAGYAAUGACGCUCUUUCUUUCACAGAUCAACAACAAUCAUAUGCCAGUCCUUUAGAACAAACGAGUGCACCAGCAGUGCCAACAGAUACUGAUARUUUCACCCAGACUCCUAUGGAUAACGCCAACUAUGCACCAAUCCCCAGCCCUGACAUUGCUAGCUUCCAAGCCUCACAAGACUCAAUUCCUGUCGCAGACCAACCUUCUCCUGAUGUACAAGUUGUCGCACAGGCACCUGCUCAACAGCUUUCACCUCUCGAGUCGUCUUAAAGUGAAAUUAUAUUCAAUAUUUGACGAGGUUCUCUUCGGAUACUGAUUCUGUGUUCAGUUCAAUUGAGUUACAAUUGCUUAGAAGUGCUUUCCAAGGAAAAGCGCAUUCAUUAAGUGGAAGGUGUUUGCAGAAAUUUGAGUCAACUAGUAGUAUUYGUUAUUCCAUAAGGAAAAUUCCAUGUCUUUUCUUGGGGGUAUGUGGGCUUCUUUCUAUCAAUCUCCCAAUAUUUAUGGGAUAUUACUUCUCAGCCAUCACAGAAUUGAACGUACAGGGUUUUUUAGUUGUUCGUGCGGAUACAUGGAAUUCCUCUCGUAGUUGCGCAAGCUGUAUUUUUCUCGUUGUUGAGAGGAUUACAUCGUUUAGACGACAACCUACAAACUAGUUUGAGGAUUUUGUAAAUCUAAAGAGUGGGUUUGUUAGUAAUUGUAUUUUACCGAGAAUAAUGUGUAAAUAAAAACCGUGUUUAUUAAUCC
This is a messenger RNA of Actinia tenebrosa (Australian red waratah sea anemone), 1581 nucleotides long. RefSeq lists its product as uncharacterized. Gene Ontology annotation, molecular function: peptidase inhibitor activity. The record is from RefSeq and is a predicted model, not a curated record. Lineage: Eukaryota; Metazoa; Cnidaria; Anthozoa; Actiniaria; Actiniidae. Gene Ontology annotation, cellular component: extracellular region.